AUGGCGGACAUGGACACUUACGGAGAUGACCAGCGCGGCUACGAAGAUGAUCGUGAUCGUGACUACGGACGCGACCGCUCUCGCUCGCCUGGCCCCGAUCGUGACGGCGACACGAGGAUCCGCGACGAGCCCUUGAACGGCCGUGCUGAACGUGACCACGGAGGCGAUAAGAACAGCGGGGAUGACGCGACAAACCCCGGCUCGAAUCUCUUCGUCACUGGCAUUCAUCCCCGUCUCAGCGAAGAGGAGGUCACGCGUCUGUUCGAGAAGUACGGCGUGGUGGAGAAGUGCAACAUCAUGAAGGAUCCGCACACUCGUGACAGCCGUGGCUUUGGCUUCGUGAAGAUGACCACGUCUGACGAAGCUGACGCGGCCAAGGACGGAUUGCAGGGAGUCGUGUACGAGGGCAGGACGCUGAGUAUCGAGAAGGCGCGCAGGGCUCGGCCUCGCACUCCGACCCCCGGCAAGUACUUCGGUCCGCCCAAGAGAGAUGACCGCCCCGCGCGUACUGGUGGCUACAGAGACCGCUACGAUGAUCGUGGAUACGGAGGCAGGCGCGACGAACCUCGCCGUGGUGGAGGUGGAGGGUAUCGUGACCGCUACGACGACCGCGGGUACGGCGGCGGACGCCGUGACGACUACUCUCGCUCGGACCGCUACCGCGAUGACCGCCCGGGCGAUCGUGGUGAUCGUCGUGGCGGUGGUGGCGGCGGAUACGGCGGAGUAUACGACCGGCCCCCAAGAGGCCCACCGGCCGAGCCAGGUUACGGCGCUCCUCGCGACGCUCCUCGUGACGCUCCUCCCCCGCGCGACUACGAAGACCGUCCUCGUCGCUACGACUAA
Neohortaea acidophila is the source of this 843-nucleotide messenger RNA. RefSeq lists its product as uncharacterized. Bases 1 to 843 code for a protein of 280 amino acids. The transcript is spliced from 5 exons. NCBI's taxonomy places the organism in Eukaryota, Fungi, Ascomycota, Dothideomycetes, Mycosphaerellales, Teratosphaeriaceae. Gene Ontology annotation, molecular function: RNA binding. Gene Ontology annotation, cellular component: spliceosomal complex. The record is from RefSeq and is a predicted model, not a curated record. Gene Ontology annotation, biological process: positive regulation of mRNA splicing, via spliceosome.